AUCAUGGAACCACUGCUUAUCAAUGUCUUGCUUACUAUUUUAUUGCUUGUAAGCUUUAGCUUCCUUGCAAGCCUCUUCAAUGCUCUGGUAUUGGAGCCAAAACGGCUUCGUUCAAAGCUUGAGAAGGAAGGGAUCAAAGGUCCUCCACAUUCCUUCUUGCUUGGGAAUAUGUGGGACUUGUUGAGCCUUAAAUUUAAGAACUCAAAGAGGCCUCAACAAGGACAGCAAAUUUUAACACACAACUGUGCUGCUUUUGUGUUUCCAUUUCUGGUUAAAUGGAGAAAUCAGUACGGUCCGUCAUUUGUGUUCUCGCUUGGGAACUUACAGAUAUUGCACAUGAACCACCCGAAUGCAUUGAAGGAAUUGAGCACAUGCACUUCAUUUGAGUUGGGAAGACCAACCCAUCAUCAUUACGAUGCUAUGUUGGGUGAAGGCAUUAUUGCGUCCAGCGGUCGUGUAUGGGCACGUCAAAGGAAAAUCCUUGCUCCUGAAUUAUUCGUGGACAAGGUCAAGGGAAUGCGAAAAUUAAUGGAGGAGUCGGCAUUUAUGGUUGCCAAUGCAUUGAAUGAAAAGAUCGAGAAAGGAGGAGGAGUUGCAGAGCUAAAGAUCGAUGAUUAUACAAGAAGCUUUGCAGGAGAUGUUCUCUUAAAAGCUUGCUUUGGAACCAAUUAUGCUCAAGGCAAAGAAAUUUUCCUUAAGCUUAGAGAUUUACAGGACGUUUUGGCUCCGGUUCUUUUGCUCCAAUGGAUACCAGGAAUGAGAUACCUGCCAACAAAGAGCAACAGGAGAAUUUGGAGACUGGAGAAGGAAAUCAAGGCUUUAAUCUUGAAGGUGGUGAAGGAAAGAGAGGAAGCAAAAUCAAAUCCGGAGAAGGAUCUCUUACAAAUUAUCGUUGAAAGUGCAGAAAGAAGUGAUUUAGGGCAGCAGACCGACAGCUUCAUCGUCGACAAUUGCAAGAACAUAUACUUCGCCGGCUAUGAGACCACCUCAGUGUCCGCGGCGUGGACGUUGAUGUUAUUGGCCCUUUAUCCCGAGUGGCAAGACAAAGUUCGUGCUGAGAUUCUUGAAAAUUGUGGAGGUUUGUUGCCGGAUGCCGACACGCUCCGCAGGAUGAAAACUUUAGCAAUGGUGAUCAACGAGUCGCUCCGCCUAUACUCGCCGGCAGCCAUUGUACCUAGGGAAGCACUGGGGGACGUGAAAUUCGGAGGCAUUAACGUUCCCAAAGGAGUUGGUGUUUUUGUAUCACUGAUAACGCUGCACCUAGACCCGGAUCUAUGGGGUCCCGACGCCGACAAGUUCAUCCCAGAAAGGUUUGCCGAUGGGAUUAGUGGGGCAUGCAAGGUUCCAUAUGCUUACAUGCCGUUUGGUGCAGGGCCUCAUACGUGCAUAGGACAACACUUCGCCAUGAUGGAGCUCAAAAUAUUUCUCGUUCAUAUGCUAUCCAACUUUGCAUUCACUCUUUCACCAAAAUAUAUACAUUCUCCCUUCAUGAAUUUGGUGGUGGAGCCUGAAUUUGGGAUUGAUCUCCUGGUUACAAGGCUUUGAUCAAGCCAGAAUAUGUAUGGGAAGAACUUUUAAGUUUAAUUCCGUUGAUUAUAGAGUCAUCCUAAUGAGCUGGAAUUCAACGGAUCUAUUUACAUAUAUUCCCUGUACUAUUAUAAAUAAAAGAACUUUGUUAGGUUUGUCACAACCGUCUUUCGGUUGGGCCCCAGAA
Molecule: messenger RNA, 1714 nt
Organism: Hibiscus syriacus
Lineage: Eukaryota; Viridiplantae; Streptophyta; Magnoliopsida; Malvales; Malvaceae
Product: cytochrome P450 714C2-like
Exons: 5
Coding region: 4-1545 (513 amino acids)
Molecular function (GO): iron ion binding; monooxygenase activity; oxidoreductase activity, acting on paired donors, with incorporation or reduction of molecular oxygen
Source: RefSeq, a predicted model, not a curated record